Cyanistes caeruleus (blue tit) is the source of this 1991-nucleotide messenger RNA. It is a transcript of the gene TRH, whose product is annotated as thyrotropin releasing hormone. Lineage: Eukaryota; Metazoa; Chordata; Aves; Passeriformes; Paridae. Gene Ontology annotation, molecular function: thyrotropin-releasing hormone activity. Gene Ontology annotation, biological process: positive regulation of insulin secretion; positive regulation of gamma-aminobutyric acid secretion; hormone-mediated signaling pathway. The record is from RefSeq and is a predicted model, not a curated record. Gene Ontology annotation, cellular component: secretory granule; extracellular region.
GCUGUUUGCAUAAAGGGUCCAGAGGCAGAACCGUAUAAGUACAGAGACGUGAGCCAUGCAGAGAGCACACGGCAGCGCUUCUCUUGGACACUCCGUGUGCCUGCAGCAGCAAAAGGACAACUCUGAAGCUCAGGUGCACGAACAGCUUUAAAGCACUUGGCAGAUGAUGCAUCAAGCAAAAAUCUGAAACUACAAAUCAGGUCUAUUGCUCAAGGAUUUCAUCAGAACUGAUAAAAACCUGCCAAAAACAAAGUUGCAGGAAUCCUGUCCCACAAUGCCAUCUAUCCAGCUGCCCCUGCUACUCCUCUGCUUGACCUUGUGUGGUGUUUGCUUCAACGGGGGACAUCUCCUUCCAGAGGAAAGGGAAAACAUGGUAAAAAGUCCCCUGGAUGACAUCCUUCAGAGACCUGAAAGCCUCAUUCUUCAGUCUGUCCUCAAGAAAGCAGAAAAGGAAGACGAUAUUAAUAAAGAAUCAAAUGCCCCUCUGCUACAAUGGCUUUCCAAAAGACAACAUCCUGGGAAAAAGUAUGUAAGUAACCUGAAGAAGAGACAGCAUCCUGGAAAAAGAGCUAUUGAGGAAGAGACAUCUUAUGGAGACAUUCAGAAGAGGCAGCAUCCAGGAAAAAGAGAGAUGGAAGAUGACCUUGAUGUCUAUCUGGAGCUGAAAAAACAACAGCCUCCUGGCAGAAAGUCACAGUUGGAUCAGUUUGCUAACAGCCCUAGGGCACAGCUAACCUACAUGAAUGAGUUAUCAAAAAAAAAACAUCCAGGCAAAAGGUAUCCAAUGUACAAGCACCAGCAUCCUAGCAAAAGAGGCUGGAAUUAUGAGGUAGAAUACAGUGAGAAACACCAGCAUCCUGGAAAAUGGCACUGGAAUUCUGACAGCUCAGAUGACACAGGCCAUCAGGUGUCAUUCACCUGUCACAAAGGCAGCUUGUUGCUUGAUUUAGUAGAAGAUGUUAGCAGAGACAGGGUAGAAGAAAAGCGUCAGCACCCAGGAAAGAGCUCAGCAUUGGAGAGUGAAAAAAAGGAAUGAGAAAAUAAUUGUGUAGCACUUGCAUUUGGUGAAGUAAAUUGCCAGAUCACCAAAACAUUCUGUUCACUCAUUUUUGGCUUCCUGUUGCUGACCUCUGCACCUACCUUUCAGUGUGUUAAUGUCCCCAUCCAAGCUAAUGGCUUUGUCACACACUUAAAGCAAAGGAACUAAAGGACCCAUAUGAAUGGAACAGGCUGAGAAUCUUCAAUUCCCCCACUUUAGGAAGAGAGUUUAUUUUCUCAGGAAUCCCAGAAUAAUCCAACUGUGUGUUCCUAAAUGACUGAAACAGGCUCAUAAAUUUCUGUUCUGAUGCUACUGAAAUAGAAUAAUUAUAUGGUUUCCUCUCACAUCAGUGAAAUCAGUAAAUAGUGAGGGAGAAAAAACAUAUGCCAAUUGUUUCACAAUUAAAUAGAGCAGUUUUUCAGUUCUAAAUGAUUACAUUCUGGACACCUGAGUCCUUGUACACUACAAUCUGUCCAGACAGUAAGCACUAUAGAGAGACAGGAACAGUUUCAACUGGAACAAAAGAAAUGAAUGACUUGAUGGUCUGACUUGGAACUGGCACAGGAAAACCCUUUUCACCUAAGAUGCUACAGAGUGCAAACGGUUAAUACAUCCCUGAACAUCUCAAGCACAGCAGUGAUCCCCCUGACUGUGUACAGCCCACACUAGAACUCCCACCCUGGUGUGUCCACACUUCAGUCAUGCCCCUUGAAAUCACGCCUUCUCCUCAGACAUUUAAUAAAGCAAGAAGAAAUCCUUUCCAGUGAGGAUUUCUGACUUCUCUCAAAGGAAUGCUUUUACUUUCUGUGGUCAGACUUCCAAAAGUGUUUACUUGAUAUGAAUUAUUCAAUAAACAUAAAUAGUCAACUCUGGUGUCCUUAUUGGUUAUGCAAACACACUGGAAUAGCAUGACAAACAUACAACCAACUCAAGCUAAAUAUAAUAACAUCAA